AUGGGUGAUAUAUUAUUUAUUUGCGGGUUUCUAGUUGCUUUAAAGUUAUGUUUGUUAAAUUGUUAUGUUUCAACGGAUUUCGAGGUAAAUUGGUUAUGAACAACUAUUUGGUUUAUUAAAAUUAUGUUUUUGUUUACUUUAAAUUGUUGUUCAUCUUAAAUGAAGUUCAAAAUAAACUUUUUAGGUACAUAGGAACUGGCUAGCAGUAACAUACAAUUUGCCAUUGGUCAAAUGGUAUUUUGAGGACACUUCAGAAUGGACGAUAGAUUAUCCACCGUUCUUCGCCUUUUUCGAAUGGAUUCUGGCACAAUUUGCUGCUUUAUAUGACGUCGACAUACUGAAGAUACAAAAGGAAGCAUUGUUAACACCUAAUGUACUAUUAUUUCAACGUAUUUCAGUGAUUUUUGCUGAUAUUGUCUUUGUAAGUUGAUAUCUAUACUUUUAUUCUUGAUUUUUAGUAUUAUGGCUGCUACUUUUGUGCAAAGAGAGUGGUGAACUCAUUGAAUGUGACCGGAAAGAAAGCUCAGAAUCUCGUUUUGGGACUAUUUUUGGUUUUGGUGUUGAAUCCAGGACUAAUCUUGUUGGAUAAUGUUCAUUUUCAGUACAAUUCAUUCUUAUAUGGCAUUCUUCUCAUGGGAAUUGGAUGCUUUGUGGACGGAUGUUAUUUUAGAGUGAGUUUGGUUUAACUAUUGGGUGCUUAUAAUAUUUGGCAUAAAAAUAUUAUUAUACUGAUUAGGUACUUAUUUUUAAAUGUUUUUAGGCUGGAUUGGCGCUUUCAAUUCUCUUAAACUUCAAACAUAUUUUCCUUUACUACGUAUUUGCAUUUGUAUAUGGAUUCGUAGCACAGUACUUGUUGCCAAUUAACAGGACGGUUAUAUUGAGGAUUGUUUUACUGGGUAUCUCUGUUGUUACACCUGUCAUAUUGUCGUUUGGACCGUUUAUAUAUAAAGGUAGGUAAUUUUAAUGCAAAUGCUUCGUAUGAUAAUUAGCAAUGUUCGCGCUAUUUUUUGUGUUUUAAAAUUAAUUUUAAUACGAAGUUUUUUAGGAGGUAUAGCUCAACUUCAUCAAAUACUAUCACGACUUUUUCCAUUCAAACGAGGUCUAACUCAUUCUUAUUGGGCUCCGAACUUUUGGACCUUGUAUAAUACAGUAGACUACAUAUUAUACAAGUUGAAAGUGAAAGGAUGGAGAACUACAGAAACAGCCCCACAGUAUACUAAUGGGCAGGUCCAGGUAAAAUACGAUAGUUGACAAUGUAGCCACUUAUAUUUAUUUAUCUGUUAUUUAUAUUUAUUAACUUUUUAAACAAUAUUAAUGACUUGCUUUCAAUUUCAGACUUACAAUCAUUCUGUUUUGCCGAACAUAUCAGUGGAAGUGACACUAGCUUUGGUACUUUUGUCAUCAGUUACAGUACUUGUUGUCAAAAGAAGCAAUGGCAGAGAAAACAUCUUGAGUACGAUGAUUUUAAGUGCAUUUUCUUUCUUUUUAUUUUCAUGGCACGUUCACGAGAAGGCCGUUCUUCUGAUUCAGAUACCUUUGGUGAUUCUUGGGUUUGUGGUAAGCUAUUAUAUAUUGAGGUUGUUACUGUAAUUUAGUCAUAAACAUGGUCGGGUUUAACUUUUAUAGUAAUUUAGGUAUUUUUUUAUAGUUAUAAGAGUAACUUCUUACUAUUUUUUUUAUUUUCAGAACCCAAUAUACGCAAGUAUAUCCAUGUUAUUCACUCAAGCCUCGGUUGUUGCUCUGUUUCCUUUAUUUUUCGAUAAAUCAAUCGAAAAUCUGAUAAAAUACGGAUUGCACUUUGGAUAUAUCAUUGUGCUUAAGAGUGUAUAUCAUAAUGUGUUCAACCUUAAUUCUGUGUUUGACUUUAAAAACAAAGUCUUCUUGGUUGCGACAGUAUUUCUGGAGGUUUACAAAGGAAUUGUUCAUACGGUAGGUUACUGUAUUUUGUUUUUUGUAAAUAUUUAUAUGUAGUCAGCGUUACUUUACCGUAAAAUGUGUUUUGACGGAUUUUUAACCUGUGAUUUUAGGUUAUUUUUGGAGAUCGAGCAGACUUCUUACCUCUAAUGAUGACAUCCUUGUUAUGUUCAGUAGUCGUACAUUACACUUACUUACAUCUGGUAUUACACUUUAGUGGAGUCAACGUAUUUUACGCUAAAAUGAAGUUAUUGUGUUUGGAACGAUGGUACAAAAGCAAUGGCAAGAAGUAUGAAAACGACGAUGUCAAAGUGGUCGGAGGGUUAGACAUGACUCAGAAUCAAGAUAUACCGAGCUUGUCAACUGUCAGUUACUGCGUUCUCAGCUAUCCUGAUUUGAAGGUAAUGUUUUUCAUCAUGGCGGCAGGAAUUAAGGCUACAUAGGGGGGGGUGUAAUAAUAUAAAAGGAAAUAUUAGUCUUGCAGUUAAUAAAAAUUAAACUUAUUAUUCUUUUUAUAGAAAAUGCGAGUUUAAAAAGGUUUGUUUCAGGUGCUACAUCAUGACCAUGAAUCUGUAGUUAUAAAGUAUGAUUACUUGUCGAAUUACUUGGCUUUGCGUGAAUCUGAAGCCAUGGUUAAUAUAGUAAACGAUGGAAAAGCUAAAGUUAAACCUGAUGUUCUAUUAGUUGAUGGAAACGCAGGUCUACAUAUCAGAGGUAGGUUUCGGUAUGAAUUUUUAAAAAAAUUGAAGAUUUGAAAAUAUUGUGAAUAAACGUAUUUAAUUAAGUAAAAUAGGGUUAUAUCAAGAUUAAAAAACAAUUAAAAUUUUGUAUAGUGUUUUUAGAUUUUGGAUUGGGAUGUCAUGUAGAGAGUCAGACUGAGAUUUCAACAGUUGGUGUAGCCAAGAAGUUGUCAGCGUCAUUCUCUCGCUUUUGUGAUGAUUCAGAAGGCUUUGUUCACGUAAGGCGACAUUUGAAUUAAUUAUAUGUUUUAUUCUUUGAAAACUUUUUUUGUUUACAAAUGAGUUACAGUAACUUUAAAUUCUUUGUUUUUAAUUUUUUUUUGAAUUUAUAUUUUUAAAAUUUGUAAUAUUAUUAAAAAUUUAUUGUGUUAUCAUUUUAACUUUUGAUAGUAUUGCUUUAGUGGUUAAAGUCUCGAAAAUGGACUGACAAGGAGGUGUUGAAAGUUCGAAACAAUGGCCGUGAAGUUGUUGUAGUAACCAAACGUGGAGCCAACUUGAUGUUUCUGUCUGCGAGAACAGGAACUGAUGUGAAUUCCGUGCUGAAUGUGGUGUUUAAUGUGAUGGGGAAAGGAAACUGUCAUCUCAUUAGAAUGGUAAGGGGCUUAAUGAUUGAAUACAUACAGUUUAAUUUAAAUAACUUGAGGAAAUUUUAGAUUUUUAAUUUUUGAAAGAUAAAAAAAAACUAUUGUAAAAUGAUUUUUUUGAAAAAAAAGCUUUAAAAUGCACUUUUAUAUAGUAAAACCUAUUACAAUAUGUUAGAAUCGUAGCACUUGAUGGUCUGUGAAAGUAUAAUAGUAGACGUUUGUUCUCUUUUUGGAGAGACAUAAACAUUCUCCUCAACAAGGUUCAUAACUUAACUAGAGUAAUGUCUUUACGAUAUGAACCUCUCUUCCUUUCCUUACCUCACCCUUCUUCACCUUACCUUACUUUCUUCGUUUCAGAGCGACCUUUGUUCUCGUCAUCUGAAUCAAGAUCUGUUCGAGGACGUGUCCCUCCGACUGUGA
Molecule: messenger RNA, 3658 nt
Organism: Bursaphelenchus okinawaensis
Lineage: Eukaryota; Metazoa; Nematoda; Chromadorea; Rhabditida; Aphelenchoididae
Source: the annotation of a GenBank genome assembly